AUGGCAUCGUCAUCCACGGCCAGCAAGCCCAGCGUGGGCAUCCUCUCCAUCGGCGAUAUGGGCAUGGGCAUUGGUCGACUCCUCCGCCAUCACGACUACGCAGUCUACACGGUCGCCACGGGACGAAGGCAAGCACCCCCUUUGAGUUAUUCCCACACGCUCGACCGGAUCAAAGUUGCGCAGAUCACAGCUCUGGCCUCGGACGAAGAACUCGUCGCCGAGGUCGACAUCCUAUUGAGCAUCGUGCCUCCGCGCGACGCAGUGGCGACGGCCCGCCGGGCCCUGGAGGCGUGUCAUUCGGCGCCCGCCAUCAAACGACGCGGUGAAAGCAAAGGCACCGCGGCGCCGAGUCUGAUCUACAUCGACUUGAACGCCAUCAGUCCGCGCACGGCGCGCAGCAUCGCCUCCCUCUUCACCAGUCCUACAACUACUUCGACGGCGUCUCCCUCGUCGCCAACCAGCCAGCUCUCGAUCGCGCGCUCGUUCUCGUUCCACAGAACAGAAUCGGAAGUCGAGCCGCAGCAGCCUCCCAUCUCCAUCAAUUUCCUCGACGGCGGCAUUAUCGGCGGCCCGCCGUCGCUGCGUGAAGACAAGUCCUGGAAACGUCCGUCCAUUGUGAUCUCCGGCCCAGAGAUCGCCGAGCUGCUCGAUGCGUCUCUACGGGAAUUACUGAAUGUGAAGAUCGUCGGCGACGCCAUUGGGCCGGCGUCGGCCUUGAAAUCGUGUUUCGCCGCCCUCUCGAAGGGCACCAUCGCCUUGUCCAUCUUAUCUUUCACGACCGCUCAUAGCUGCGGCGUGCUUCCGGCUCUGAAGGAGCAUUUGGCAGAGUUCUAUCCCGCGAUCCUGGCCUUUGCGCGCGCCGGGCUGACGUCUAUGCCGCCCAAAGCUUAUCGCUGGGUCGACGAGAUGAGACAGAUCAAUGAGACUUUCAGUCUCGAGGGGGUUUUCAGUCCGGAUGUUCUGGGCGAUGAUGGCGGCAAUCACCAUCAUCAUGACGGGGCGUCGCAGUCCGCUAGUCAGGUCUUCGAGGGCGUGGCGGAGAUAUAUAAGCUCAUUGCGGAUGAUACUGUGCUGGGAGAAGAGAGGACGGAGAAGCGCAAGAGGGGGACCAAUGUCGAAGAUGUCGUCGAGUGUGUUCGUGAAGGCAUUGCGCGGAAGAAGAAGAAGGGCGAAGGAGAGGGAAACCUGGAUGCCACUUGGAGAGGGAGUUGGGCUUGA
Messenger RNA from Capronia coronata CBS 617.96, 1218 nucleotides. RefSeq lists its product as uncharacterized. Lineage: Eukaryota; Fungi; Ascomycota; Eurotiomycetes; Chaetothyriales; Herpotrichiellaceae. Gene Ontology annotation, molecular function: oxidoreductase activity. The record is from RefSeq and is a predicted model, not a curated record. Bases 1 to 1218 code for a protein of 405 amino acids. The transcript has 2 exons.